AUGGGAUUGGCCUCUGUUGUUCUCAACGGCAUCCGAAUUCCAUUCAACUUCGAUCACAUUCGCACCCUUCCACACUCUGCUCAUGUACUUCACCAUCCCAUCUCUUCCUUUUGUUCAGUUUACCAUCAUCGUCCUCUUCACCUUGUUCCCCUUUUAUGCUCCAGACGAAUUGGGCAAGACAAUUAUGCCUCAGAAGUAAAGAGGAUUAACGCCCAACCAAAGGAUGAAAUUGGCAACUUUGACAAAUCUCCUACUCAGGAAUCUCUAGCAAAUGAAGAUUACAAUUCCUCCAUUAGAACUGUAGCCUUAUGGGUGUGCACUGCGUUGGCAUUUGGUGUUGGUUUGGGUUUUAAGGAAGGUUUUGACAAAGCAUCCGAAUUCUUUGCUGGGUACAUAUUGGAGCAAAGUCUUUCUGUAGAUAAUCUCUUUGUCUUUGUUCUGAUAUUCAAUUACUUCAAAGUGCCGGUUUCAUAUCAGAGUCGUGUGCUCUCCUAUGGCAUUGCUGGUGCAGUUGUCUUUCGCCUGACGUUAAUACUUGUUGGAACAGUGACCCUUCAGAGAUUUGAAGCAGUCAACCUUCUCUUGGCAGCAAUAUUACUCUACUCAUCAUUUAAGCUGUUUGCCAGUGAAGAAGAUGAAUCUGACUUAUCAGAUAACUUUGUGGUGAAGACGUGCCAGAAAUUUAUCCCUGUAACAACGUAUUAUGAUGGAGAUCGAUUCAUAACAAAUCUCGAAGGGGUGUGGAAAGCCACCCCGUUGCUUCUUACUGUAGCUGUUAUUGAGCUCAGUGACAUUGCAUUUGCAGUUGACUCAAUACCUGCAGUAUUUGGUGUAACACGGGAUCCAUUUGUUGUCUUUUCAUCUAAUCUUUUUGCCAUUUUGGGUUUAAGAUCGCUUUACUUGAUAAUUUCUGAGGGUAUGUCAGAGUUGAAGUACUUACAGCCCUCCAUUGCUGUUGUUUUGGGAUUUAUUGGGGUUAAGAUGAUCCUGGACUAUUUUGGAUUCCAUGUCUCCACAGAGGCAUCUCUUGGUUUUGUAGCCUCAAGUCUUACCAUUGGAGUGGUAUUAAGUCUGGCUAAGAAGUCUGAGUAG
Sphenostylis stenocarpa is the source of this 1092-nucleotide messenger RNA. The record is from the annotation of a GenBank genome assembly. NCBI's taxonomy places the organism in Eukaryota, Viridiplantae, Streptophyta, Magnoliopsida, Fabales, Fabaceae.